AACGAGAGCCUAAAAAAAUCACUGAUACCAAAUUUGAAGAUUGGUUUAGUGCAAUUCAAAGGGUUUGGGAUCGCUAUAACCAAACAGAUCAAAAUCAAAUAACUGAUGCUGAUUUGGAAACCAUUGUGGAUGCUGAGUUAAGAAAAAAAUCAAAUAUCUUCUUAUAUGACGAAUGCAAAAUCCCUAAAUCUGAUGAAGAUAAAACCUAUA
Molecule: messenger RNA, 210 nt
Organism: Racocetra persica
Lineage: Eukaryota; Fungi; Glomeromycota; Glomeromycetes; Diversisporales; Gigasporaceae
Source: the annotation of a GenBank genome assembly